Messenger RNA from Seriola dumerili (greater amberjack), 1565 nucleotides. It is a transcript of the gene th2, whose product is annotated as tyrosine 3-monooxygenase-like. Bases 1 to 1419 code for a protein of 472 amino acids. The transcript is spliced from 12 exons. NCBI's taxonomy places the organism in Eukaryota, Metazoa, Chordata, Actinopteri, Carangiformes, Carangidae. The record is from RefSeq and is a predicted model, not a curated record. Gene Ontology annotation, cellular component: axon; cytoplasm; perikaryon. Gene Ontology annotation, molecular function: iron ion binding; tyrosine 3-monooxygenase activity. Gene Ontology annotation, biological process: dopamine biosynthetic process from tyrosine.
AUGAAGACGGAAGGUGUGGUGCAGGCCGCGCCGUUCGGCGGGAGGAAGCAGAGUCUGAUCGAGGAUGCUCGCAGGGAGCGCGGCAGCGGCUCCGCGGGCUCCCCGGGGCCCUCCAGGUACGGAGACGGCUUCGUGUUCGAGGAGAAGGACGGCAGGGUCACUCUGAACGUCCUGUUCACUCUCAGCAACGAGAAAAACGCGGGAUUCUUCAAAACCGGGAAAAUAUUCGAGACGUUUGAAGCUAAACUUCUCCACAUCGAGAGUCGACCGGGGAGGAAGUCGAAGAACAGCACGACGGACCUGGAGUUUUUCAUGAAGUGUGAAGUUCACAGCUCUGACCUGGAUGUUUUCAUCAACUCCCUGAAGAGAGUGGUUGAUGACGUUCGCUCCAUACCGGAGGAAAAAGUUCCCUGGUUUCCCCGACAGAUAAAAGACCUGGACAGAUGCAACAUGCUAAUAACCAAAUUUGAUCCAGACAUGGAUCAGGACCAUCCGGGAUUCAGUGAUCCAGAAUACAGGAAAAGACGGGCUUAUAUCUCCGAACUCGCCUUCAGAUACAAACACGGGGACCCGUUACCCACGGUGGAGUACACAGCAGAAGAAGUAUCCACAUGGAGGGAGGUUUACCAGCAGCUGCGGAGUAUUUACCCCAGUCUGGCCUGUCGUCAGUUCCUGGACGGGCUGCAGCAGCUGGAGAGAGAGUGCGGCUACGGAGAGGACCGUAUCCCUCAGCUCAGAGAGGUGUCUGCCUUCCUGAGAGAGAAAACGGGUUUCCAGCUGCGUCCGGUCGCCGGCCUCCUGUCGGCCAGAGACUUCCUCGCCAGUUUGGCCUUCAGGGUGUUUCAGUGCACACAGUACAUCCGACACUCCUCUGCACCCAUGCACUCCCCUGAGCCAGACUGCUGUCAUGAACUUCUCGGCCAUAUUCCCAUGCUGUCAGAUAAAGAAUUCGCCCAGUUUUCGCAGGAGAUUGGACUUGCCUCGCUUGGAGCUUCAGAUGAAGACAUUGAGAAACUGUCAACAUUGUACUGGUUCACUGUGGAAUUUGGCCUCUGCAAGCAGAACGGAGCAGUGAAAGCUUACGGCGCUGGACUCCUGUCGUCCUACGGGGAGCUGGUUUACGCUCUGUCCAACGAGCCAGAGUACAAGCCGUUCCACCCAGAGGAGACGGCGGUGCAGCCGUACCAGGACCAGACCUACCAGCCUGUCUACUUUGUGUCCGAGAGCUUUGAGGAUGCAAAGAUUAAGUUGAGGAGGUUCUCUACAACCAUCAAGCGUCCCUUUGCGGUUCGCUAUGACCCCUUUACCUGCAGCCUGGAGGUUCUGGAUCAACCCAGCAAGAUCCAAAAUGCUCUGAGCCAGAUGAGAGAAGACCUGAAGACCCUGCACGGCGCCUUGGAGAAGCUCAGCUCAUCUUAAGACCAGGACCGGACUUCCUGUAGAGAUAAAGACAGACGGACACUUGCAAACACGAAGGACGGACAUUUGGCCUGUGUAAACGCUGUAUAUGAGAUCGACCAUUAUGAACAGCACAUAAAGAGAAUCACGAUGUAGUCAGGUUUGUG